This is a messenger RNA of Aspergillus pseudonomiae, 1068 nucleotides long. RefSeq lists its product as uncharacterized. Gene Ontology annotation, molecular function: glycosyltransferase activity. The coding region runs from base 1 to 1068 and encodes 355 amino acids. NCBI's taxonomy places the organism in Eukaryota, Fungi, Ascomycota, Eurotiomycetes, Eurotiales, Aspergillaceae. The transcript has 2 exons. The record is from RefSeq and is a predicted model, not a curated record.
AUGAGCACCCCUAGCGUAGAAAAGGCCAUGGCUCUUGCCGCUAGCACGCUCAUGGAGAACUCUGGCUUAGAAGGCACUCCCAUGCUCUAUCAUCAGACAGAUACCCUUCUGGAAUAUCAUCCCUAUGAUUUGCCAUUUUGUGUCACUCAUCAUGCCCCAUUCCAUCGGCAUUUCUCUGAGGUUUUCUCUGAGGAAUUGGCUGCUCACGCGUACGGGGAUGCAGGUAAGGCGGAGCACCUGGCACGAAAGCAAGAAAUAGGGUUAAAGCUUCUCAAGCGCCGGGGAGAUGGCCACGUGCUGCAAAUUUCACGUUUACAGAGGAAGCUUCUCUUGUCUUACGGGGUGAACGCAGCGAAGAUCAGGGAGAUAUGUCCUUCCAUCCAACUCUCUAAUCCAAGCUACCAUGUCGAGAGCGAAAUUGCAGAGAUGUUCAACACCGACCGGAUUACGCUGUUCACGGCAGUUGCUCGAGUUGAUUACUUCAAGAAUGUUGAUCUCCUCGUUGAUGCAGCGGUAGCUUUGUGGUCACAGAAUGUCGCUGUGAGACUGUUUAUCGCCGGAGGUGCCAGCAUGGACAGCGUCGAGCUCCACGAACUGAGCAAGAAAGUUCCCAGACAGUUCGCUCAGUAUGCAACUUUCAGAUCCAAAUUAUCUCGAACAUCACUUCAUGCUCUGCUCCGCCUUGCAAAGGAUAGGGGGGUUUUCAUCUGUACCUCUCGCUAUGAGACACUGGGAGUCACACCCUUGGGGGCAGCCCUAAGCGGGGUGACCACGCUCAUCGCCGAUUCUGGUCACGUUGAGGCGUCAAGGUAUUUUCCAGAGAGAUAUCGUUUUCGGCCAGUCAAAGAGGAACUAUGUCAAGUGAUUUCACACUUACAAAGUCGAAAUUUGGCGUCCUUGGGAGAGGUGCUUCGAUGCCAUGUGGAAGCCCAGGUCUCCGAUCAACGAUUCCAGAUGGACUUAUACAGCAACUUGUUCGUCUUCAUAUUGGUCUGUUCUGCCGGAGGAUCACUGAGUGCUGAGGCCAAAAUCAGGCCCUCUAUUCAUUUUAUCCGCGAGGAAUGGUAG